AUGGGGAGCUGUUGGAGCUGUCUAUACAGAGACCCCAUCCAAGACAACCAUCUCACCAAAUUCAAGGUUCAUCUCUAAACCCUCAUCUGUUUGCUACCUAGUGUGUGUUGUAUCAGCUACCAACACUCUUAGAAAAAAGGGUUCCAAAAGUGUUUUUCGGCUGUCCCCAUUGGAGAACACUUUUUGGUUCCAGGGAAAACCCAGUUUGGUUCCAGAUAGAACCAUUUUGGGUUCCAUGUAGAACCCUCUUUGGAAAGGGUUCUACAGGAACCCAAAACGGUUCUACAUGGAACCAACAAGGUUUCUUCAAAGGGUUCUCCUAUGGGGACAGCCGAAGAACCAUUUACGUUCUAGAUAGCACUUUUUUUUCUGAGAGUGUAGUCGAUGGUAUAUUAUUGUUAUGAGGAACUGUUCUUUCCUGUUUUUUUGUCCUAUUCCCUCUGCUAUUAUUGCUCACAUCGAGCAAUGGAUAGUCAGCUAUCCAGCUAUCUAAUGAUACCUAAUAUCUGUACUGUGCUCUGUUAAUCUUUGUAUACAGUUAAUGACUGCAUUAUAGACAAUGUACCUCCAAAUACAAUAACCUGUCUUCUUAAUUUAGCCACAUAUUUAUGCUCUGCAUCUAUGUCGUGCUUACGAAGACUAUAUGUAUGCUAUAUAAAGCCUUUAUAAGUUGUAGCUCGUUUCAAGUGGGACCACAAACAUGACUGGGAUAACUUGAUUGUACUUUUUGGUAUUUUCCUAUGGCAGGUAACCAAUGUGGAUGAUGAGGGGAAUGAGUUGGGCUCUGGGACCAUGGAGCUCACCCAGACCGAGCUCAUCCUGCACACACGCAAGAGGGACGCCAUUCGGUGGCCCUACCUGUGUCUGCGGCGCUACGGCUACGACUCCAACCUCUUCUCAUUCGAGAGUGGCCGGCGCUGCCAGACUGGACAGGGUGAAUCUGAAACACCGGGAAUAGCUAAUACUACAUAGACAAAAUGUUGCCCUAUGAAAUGUGUGUACAUACAUGUGUAUAUGCAGAGCUGAAUAGGGGCAAUGUUUGUGUUCUACUUUUAGAAUGGGAGAAUUGUACUUAACUGAUUGGCCAGCUGCUGUUAUAUUAGCAGCCUAAAGUUGGUUGUUGUCAUUGAGUGAAUUGUCAGAUAACUUAUACAUUUGCUUCUGGGUUUUCCUUUCGGUCAGGAAUCUUUGCAUUCAAACAGCAACAGUUUUGGAUUCAUUUAAGAUAACUUCAACAUUUAUGUGUGUGUUUUCUCUGUGGUCGUGCAGGAAUCUUUGCGUUUAAAUGUUCUCGUGCGGAGGAGAUCUUCAACCUUCUCCAGGAGCUGAUGCAGUGCAACAGUAUCAAUGUGGUGGAGGAGCCUAUGAUCAUGCCCGGCAGCGGGCAUGCACGAGAGAUAGACAUGCCUCGCACCCCACAGACACCCAACAGUAAGCACAAACACAAAUAUAAACACACACACAAACAUCCAGUACACACGUGUGUGUCAUCUACAGUACAUGAUUGCAUCUUUGCUUUUGUUGAAGGCUGUGAAGGUGUUUGUGUAGCAAUUUCACUGCAAUGCAGGACAGAUGUGAAGCAAAAGCUGAGAAUAUGUGUUUGAAGAUUUGAAAAUAGUUUGGGGGGGAAACUCAGUAAUAUUUCCGGAUAUCAGGGAUCUGGUGCCGAAAUGUCUUCCAGUAAAUCCUUUCGUCAAACCCAGUUUCCAUGAGCCAACCUGUUCAGAGGCAGGUAGGGAGGUGGACGAGUAGAGCAGACAGGGAGGUGGAAGGGUAGAAAACACAAUGACUUGGGGGUAAAACAAAGGUUACAUUACUAAUCAGUCUAUGCAAUACACCACACACACAUACACACACAUACACACUGUCACGAUCGUCAUUUAAUGAAGCGGGCCAAGGCACAGCGUGAUAUGCGUACAUAAUUUAUUAGAUGUACCACACACGAACAAAAACAACAAACGAUACGUGAAGUCCAAGGUUACCAAACACAAACCUUACACGGAACAAGAUACCACACCACACAAAUGCCAAACGACUACCUAAGUAUGGUUCCCAAUCAGAGACAACAAGCAACAGCUGAUUCACGUUGCCUCUGAUUGAGAACCACCCCGGCCAACAUAGAAACACAAAACAUAGAAACUAACACCCUGGCUCAACAUUAAAGAGUCCCCAGAGCCAGGGCGUGACACACACACACACACCAGGGUUUCCGUUAGGAAAAUGUGGCGCCGGACAAUUGACCAGCAGCAUUUUAAUUGACCAGACAUUUGAGAAAUUUACCGGACCCAUAUGCAUUGGCUGCGUAACUGAUUAGGUACUCAAAAUGACAGAAAUCACAUUUUAUUAGAUUUAUAGAUUAUGGUAGUUCAUUUUAACAGAACAUGCAACUCGAGGAUGCAACGGCAUGUGUCCUUCUUACCAAAUUCCGAUGCACACUUUGAAGAUGUUAGAAUAACUGUCCACAUUUUCUCAGCCAACAAGACGAGUAACGAACAGCAAAAUCACUAGCCUAUGUCAAUCUACUAUCCCCCAUAGUAGAAAAGUUUACCUAUUCUAUUAGUCAGCUUAUCGUUCUGUGCGAGAAAGAAAUAGCCUAUUCCAAACAGACUCUGGGACAGUUGUGGGACAAUAGAUCCCAAAUUCAUACAACCAGUAGGCCUAGGCUACAUAAGAAUUAACGUUAAAAAGCAAUGAGGCUGAUGCAACAGAUCAGAACGUUUAGCGUAAAAUGUUGCUAAACUAUUAUUUAUUCAUAUUAUAAGCACAGCAAUGUGCACAAGGCAGUAGGCUACACGCAAAUAUUCGUUCCAUAAUGCAAUUUGCAGGAAAACACUUGUCAAAAGCUGGACUGUGCACACAUGAGAGGGAUUUCAUGUGAAACUUAGAAAUAUAGAUAGAGGGGAGAUCUAAAGAUUUAACAACUAGCAUGGGUUGCUAAUAUGACUAGAUUGUACCUUUGGCUACUGGACAAUUAAAGAAAAUUGAUUUGAAAACCAAUAGAACAUGAGAGAAAUAGGCUACUGGUUGCAAUAUGGAAGUCUUUAUAAAAUAAUUGCCUACACGAUAUGGUCAGAUUUUUGCUAGGCUACUUUGAAGCAAGGUAAGACAUGCCUCAUAAUAUGAAGGAAAAAAUUAAGGUUUCAAACAAAUAAGUGUAUGGUUUCAAAAUGCAUACUGCCUCCAGCUUAUGGCAAAGGGGUGUGUGACGGUCUAAAGCCUGCCUAACGUUGCCUAUAGAUGCACUUAAAUGGCAAAUGGGAAGUGUGCUUCAAUUAGGCUACCAGUUGAGAAAUAAAAAUAAUAGCUAUUUUUAAUCGUGGCCAUCAAAACUGUUUUUGACAUGCAAUUGCAUUUAGAAUUGUUGCGUAAUCAUUGGGCUUAUAAAAGCACGUUUCACUACAGCAGCAACAAACAAUCUGUUAGAGGAGCUGUAGCAGCAACUCUCCUGCUGUCUGACAGAUUUUCCACUGAAACUAGGCUCUAUAUCUGUAUGCUGUGCGCAUGUGAUAAAUAAGAUACAUAAGAACUAACAACAAUACACACGGCAAUUUAAUUCCACAAAGUUAUGCAAAUUAACAUAUAGACUGAAAAGCAUGACAAAUGAAUUUACAUAGCCUGAUAUUUCCAUCAAUGAAUAGGCUAAAAAUGAUUAUUUUGCAAUGGGAUUUUUCUUCUUCUCCCGAACAAUUGGCCGGCGCCAGCUCCAAUUUUAUUUAUCAGCUUUUCAUAUUUUUUUAUCGGACAAAAGCCAGCUAUUACCGGCUAACGGAGACCCGGAAACACACACACGCCAUUAGACAUAAAAACAUCUAACCUCAUUCACCCAGACUCCCAUUCAACACCGUGUGUAUUGUUCUCUGUCUCCAGCUCCAGCUUUCCCCGUCCAGGGUUUUCCCAACGGGUACCCGGGGUAUCCCAUGAGAGCUGAAUCCUCCCAGCCCUCUCUAACUGACGACCCCCACGGCCACAGCCACAUGGGCCUGGAGGACCAGGUAAGACUGACCCCUCACCUCUCCAGUAUGAUUUUCACAUUAUAGUGCCGAACCGAGCAGCACUGUAACCACUGCUGACUCCUCACCUUGCAAUGUGUCUGUAAUAUCCUAGGGAAGGGUGAUGCUCUUUAGGAAGGACGAAGAGAGAGAGAGAGCGAGAGAUGAGAGAGAGAGAGAGAAGAGAGAGAGAGGAGAGAGAGAGAGAGGAGAGAGAGAGAGAGAGGAGAGAGAGAGAGAGAGAGAGAGAGAGAGAGAGAGAUCUCUCUCUAUCUACUCUCAGCUCUAUCUCUCUUCUAUCUAUCUCUCUAUUCUCCUCUAUCUCUCUCUCUCUCUCUCUCUCUCUCUCUCUCUCUCUUCUCUCUCUCUCUCUCUCUCUCCUCUCUCUCUCUCUCUCUCUCCCUCCCUCUCCCUCUGCAGGCUCACACCUAUGUGAAUACUGUUACUGUGGAUGGGGAACUCUCCAGUCGACACUGUGUACACUCCCUACCCGAGGUGCGGCCUACUUCCUUCCCCGAGUCAACCCGGGGAGCCAUGCCUGUCGUGGGCCAAGGAGGUGGGCAGGCCAGCAUGCACUGUUGUCCCCUGGAGGAACAACGCAAGGAACCCCAGGUAUUCCUUCAGCCUUCCUCUCAGGAGGUCAAAUUCAUGCUGGGACCCACCCCUGCACAGCGCCACCUGCUGGAGAGAGAGAGGGAGAGGCACGGUGGUCACAAUCCCCACGCCAUGCGGCCUGUAGAGGGCACCACAGGUUCAGAGACAGAGGGGGACGAACCUCCUCUGCACGUGUGCAACUCCCACUCCUAUCACCACCCUCACUACCACCACGUGAUGCACCGGCACCCUGGCCACGAGCACCAGGAGGGCUGCCAGCUCACCUACGAGAAUAUCAAUGGCCUAAGGGGGGGCCGCCGGCUGAGACUUAGCCCCAGCAGCAUGUCCCAGUCUGUGGGCUCCAGCAGCAGCAGCAGCACCACCGGAGACAGUCACUCUCACCCACAAUCACACCCACACCCACUCCACCCGCACCCCCACGGCCCAUCUUCUCUGCCCCCCCAGGGGUACCCCUGUGAGCGGGGCGCGGGGAUGGGCGGGGGUCACCGGCGGACAGCUCUGCUCAACUACGAGAACCUGCCGUCGCUGCCGCCGGUGUGGGAGUACCGCGCCCUGCAGAGAGACGAGGAGCAGGACGAGGAUGACGAGGAACAGGAUGAGGAGGAGUACGAGGAAGAGGAGGAGGACUUUGACGAGUACGAGUUUUCAGAGGGUCCAGGGACGCCCAACGGGUACCACCAGGAAGGGCUGGGGAGGGGGGGGAUCCACCGCGACGCCCUGCAGAACUAUGUCAACACAGAGCAGGUCCAGCCCAGUCGGCUGCGACAUGCCUGCCCCCCUCACCCCCAGCACCUCCAGCCGUGCCACCGCCAGUCGGACCGGGGCGGCCGAAUAUUCAGCUUUGAUUUCCGUAGGCGGCCUGGAGGAGGGUUUGGUCGGGGGGAGGGUUGCGAGCACGGUCACAUGCCCCCGUCGAGGCAGCUCAACUACAUCCAGGUGGACCUCGAUGCGGAGCCUCCAUGCCAGGCCCUCGGUGGGAGUGGAGGAGGGGGAGCCCAGUCUCAGCCCCAGCCACAGCACCAGCGCCUGCCGCCCCUCAAAUGUGGCCCCCAGCAGGCCCCACGGCGCAGUGAGUUCUACGCUGUGAUUGACCUGAAGAAGACAGCAGCCAUGUCCAACCUGCAGAAAGCCCUCCCCCGGGACGAUGGGACAUCGAGAAAGACUCGCCACAAUAGCACAGACCUGCCUCUGUAG
Molecule: messenger RNA, 5798 nt
Organism: Coregonus sp. 'balchen'
Lineage: Eukaryota; Metazoa; Chordata; Actinopteri; Salmoniformes; Salmonidae
Source: the annotation of a GenBank genome assembly